AGCAGAUUUCAGCUCAAAGCAGCGAACGCGGGUGCCAAUUGUCACCAGUCUUUGGCAACAGGCAAUGGCAGAAGUCAUGGUGUUGAGGUUCCGCAACAGCUUUAUCGAUAUCGCUGAUGACACACAUUUGGGUGCUCAGGCACGUGCCAGCAGUGCGCCGCCACUGACGCACUGCAGCUUUGAGGGUGUGUUGGACCUGGAGCAGGAGAGCAACUAUGUGGACAUUUUGAGCGCACAGCUUGGAUCAGAGGCAAUGUCUGCGUGGAGGCCUCUUGAGGAAAAGGCCUCUUACAACGCAGUUGAGGAUUUUGCAGGUCGCGAGCCGCCAAGCAACCUUGCUCCGACAGAAGGUGCAACUGAGCCGGAGGCCAUUGAAGAAGCAGGAGGCGCGCCCAGUGGAGGCAGCUUAGGGCAUCCACAGGUGUGCAACCGCCCCUGUAUUUACUUUGCGGCCGGAAAUUGUGCGAGUGGCGCGGGUUGCAGCUAUUGCCACGUAGAGCACACGGAGAAGACAGGCAAGUUGGACAAGCGACAGCGGCAGCUGCUUCAGGAGCUCAGCAAGGGACAAGUCAUGGGCUUGAUCUACAAGCCCUGCAAGGAAAGGGCAGAAGACGCUGGUUUUCUGGACAAAGCUGCAGAAAUCCUCAAGCUGGUGCAGGAUGGUUCAACGCCUAUCAGUUUUGGAGAUAGGAGGUUGCUGAAGCCCUUGCAGAAGUUCAGCUUUGGGUGCAUGAUACGCCUAGUCAGCAAGCGUGAUGCUCAGCUAAGUGAUGCUUUGGAGAGGCUUCGUGAGUCCUUGGGCUAGGUGGCACUACACUGGCUUCAGGGGAAGAAUCUGCCCAUUUGACUCGGCUCCAGUCGACGAGUGAAUUUGCAGGACCUGGUCACAAGAAAGAACUAGGACCUACAGACUUGCGCGAGAAGUGCAUUUCAAGCUUCGUUGAUCUCGGCUCACGGUGGCUCACGGUUGUCGAAGAGCUGAGCCCAGAAUUGUUUGAAAAAUGGGGCUCAGAGAGGCGGCGACCGUGCCUAGCCUUGCGAGCUCACCUUCCAGGGCGAAGACCGAAAA
This is a messenger RNA of Durusdinium trenchii, 1069 nucleotides long. The record is from the annotation of a GenBank genome assembly. Lineage: Eukaryota; Dinophyceae; Suessiales; Symbiodiniaceae.